AUGACGGCAGAUGAAUAUCAACGGAAGUUCUCGGCCGGUUCGAGGACGAAUAGUAGAAGUCAAAGUCCCAAAAAGAGGCAAAGAAGUGUGCCAGGGAAUGAGGAUGAUGAUGCCUCUGGGAUCGAAGAAUCAGAACUCCUUGAAAAUCAGGACGAGGAAGAAGAGGAAGAAGAGGAAAGAGGCAGAACCCGGAAACGAAGGUGGUCAACCGAGACUAGCGACGGUCUUGGCUUUUUCAGCGAACUCAAGGACCCUACAACCGGGGCUUUGCCUGACGGUCGGAGCAGCCAGAGUCCCGGUCCCCAUCGUAAAAUGCCACGAUUCUCAAACGUUCGUUCUCUACAUACGCCACCAAGGUCAACAAGUCCGAUAGGGCAAUGA
Molecule: messenger RNA, 381 nt
Organism: Penicillium malachiteum
Lineage: Eukaryota; Fungi; Ascomycota; Eurotiomycetes; Eurotiales; Aspergillaceae
Exons: 1
Coding region: 1-381 (126 amino acids)
Source: RefSeq, a predicted model, not a curated record